Molecule: messenger RNA, 2946 nt
Organism: Bemisia tabaci
Lineage: Eukaryota; Metazoa; Arthropoda; Insecta; Hemiptera; Aleyrodidae
Product: protein TAPT1 homolog
Biological process (GO): positive regulation of cilium assembly
Cellular component (GO): endoplasmic reticulum membrane; ciliary basal body
Source: RefSeq, a predicted model, not a curated record
CUGAUCAGCUGAGUUUGUUUUGGUUUCGCUGGCCGAGAUAAAAGUCGGGUUUAUUUUUUCGUUUUAUUUCCUCAUGUGGUCUUUCUUCAUAUGAAUCUUAUCAAAGUUUUUUUCUUUCACUGUGCGUUUUAGUUUCAUCUCCCUUUACUUUCUACUUAAUUUCCACGAUUUUGGCAGCCACGUAGGUUUUUACGUGAACCAUUCCCUUACCAGAAGUUUGCUUCCAAUUCCAAUGCGAUUUUGUAAACUUUAUGGUACCUAAAUCACGAAAAUGCACGAUAGAAUCAUCAACGUUGAUCAUAAAGAUGCCUUUUGUGCUAGAAGGCUGAAGUUUAAAUCAACAUCAACCACAGACUCGGAAUAUGACAAAGCCAAACUCCGGGAGUUACUUUUCUCUCGCCCAAGAUCCCAGUCAGAUCAUGACAUCACCAAAGGGUGCGAAUUGUCUGAUUCAUCUACCCCGUCUUUGGGAAGGUUCAUUGGUAUGGAGCUCACCAGGAACUACGUCCUGCAGAAUGAGGAAGAUCAAUACUCCGCCAGAAGGGAGAAGGUCUAUUCUUUUAUGAAAAUACCUGUAGAGGUGGAAAAAUUCAUGGGUUAUGGUUUCCUGCAGUGUGCUGAUUCUUUUUUGUUCGUUUACACGUUUCUGCCAAUCAGAGUGGUGAUAGCAGUCUGGAUUUUUCUAACACAUCCAUUCUUCAAAUGCUUUGGGGUUGGUGCCAAACGGCGAAUUCGGCCAGCAGAGACCUGUGAUCUCUUAAAAGCUAGUAUUCUAGUGGUCUGCAGUGGUUUGAUGUUCUACAUUGAUACAUCAAUGAUGUAUCAUCUCAUCAAAAGUCAAUCUGUAAUCAAACUGUACAUCUUCUACAAUAUGCUUGAGGUGGGAGAUCGAUUAUUCUCCGCAUUUGGACAAGAUAUUAUUGAUGCUCUAUUUUGGACAGCUACGGAAACAAAAGACAGUGGCAAGCAGCAUCUAGGGGUCAUUCCUCAUUUGAUAUUUGCUGUAAUCUAUGUCUAUCUUCAUGGGCUCCUAGUCUUGUGCCAAGCAACUACUCUAAAUGUGGCCAUCAACUCUAGUAAUAAAUCGUUAUUAACCAUAAUGAUGUCCAACAAUUUUGUUGAACUAAAAGGAAGUGUCUUCAAGAAAUUUGACAAGAAUAACCUAUUUCAAGUGGCCUGCAGCGAUGUUCGAGAGCGAUUUCAUUUAUUUGUUCUACUUUUCGUAGUUGUUCUCCAAACCAUGAAGGAGUAUGUCUGGAGAGAAGAAAAAUUAUGGUCCCUUCUUUAUGAUUGCCUGUGGGUCCUUUUGUCUGAAUGUGUGGUGGAUUGGAUCAAACAUGCAUUCAUCACUCGGUUUAAUGAAUUGCCAGUCGAUGUUUAUCGGGAUUACUCUCUGAGUCUUGCGUAUGAUGUAGCUCAAACAAGACAGCAUAAUGCAUUCACUGAUCAUUCAGAUCUGGUUGCAAGAAGGAUGGGUUUUAUUCCUCUGCCAUUGGGUGUGGUUAUGGUACGAGUUCUUGCUUCAGCAAUCAGUGUACAAACACCCUCUGCACUGUUUCUGGUCUUACUCGGCUUUUUAUGUCUUACUUCAACGAGAAUCAUCAAUAGCAUCUUUAUACUUGGCAAAGCUUGUGAUCUCAUCAGUGAACAUCAUGAAAAAACUUCUUCAUCAGAGUCAUCGCGGAUCCGAAUCAUCCGUGACACUGCAACGAGUCCAAUCCACCCUCCAAGUAGCAAUACAAAAUCCAAUGAUCAUUUCACUAAUGCAGUCAAUGAAAACUUGGGCGUCGCUCCAAUUUUCUCCAACUCUACAGUUAAUAUAAAUGAUGUUUGCCUGAACAAGGAGCUUUUACGUGAAGAAGAUGAGAAUCCUCUGCUACCUGAACCAACUUCAUAUAGUCUUAAAUCUUCCCAGACUUCGUUACCCGGUGCAGUUUUGUUGAACAGCGUUCCAACCUCGGCUGGAUCAGAGCCAGCCUUAAAUCUAUGACACGGGCAGAAAGGGGGGGUAGUUGUAAGUAGAAUUUUUAAGUUCACUAAGGAUAGAGCCAAAAAGUUGACCAAACUAGCUUCAGUUUCAGAACUGAACACAUGAUGUUGAAGGGGUUAUGAUCUGAAAGUGAUCGAACGUGAAUUAUGUGUAAUUCUCUUUGAAGAAAAUUUUAAAUUUUGGCUCAUGGGCUCCUUCUCUCAGUUUUUCUAUGAUUUGAUCCAAAUUUUAUAAGCGCUACUUAGUUUGCACAUUCUCUAGAUUUCUUCUGCAAUUUUCUACAAAUUUUCAUGGAAAGAUUCUAUAGCAAUGAAGGUUUUUGCUUUGGCUGUAAACUCAUCAGUUGUGUAGUUUGACAAUUUUUUAGAAUGUGUUUCAAACUAUGUAAUCUAUUUUCAAUUGCCAGUUGCAGAAUUUAAAGGCUAUUCAAAUUUUGAAAGCUAAGUAAAUGUACUUUUUUAAUUAUGUUGGUUCCUUUUGUCAAAGUUGUUCUUUGGAGAGAAAGAAAGAAAAAAAAUUUGAUGGGUCGUAAAAAAUUGCAACUUUACAAUAAAAAUUUAAGUAGCUGAUAAAACAUUCCUCCUCAUCCUGAUUUUUUUUAUGGAUUUUAUCUCUUAGGCCGAAGGCUUGUGUUGAUAAAUUUGAUUUGUGAAUUAUAUCAGUUGAUCAUAUCCUCUGUUCUGUCAUAAGUUGCAAGAAACUGGGAAACCUAUCUUCCUUGCAUGCAACAGCCUGCUUAUUAAAACCUAGUUUAUCAGAUCCCUGAUUUAUCGAUCUUUGAAGCAAAAUUGCCAGCAAUGGAUGACUCUAGGAUAUAUUUUUUGCAGAUACAUUGAACAAUUGUAUGACAGAUGACAGAAGGAGAUACCUCGUGAAUAAUUAACUGAGUAAAAUUGUGAUGCGCUAUUCCUAUCUGCAAAGUUUGAGAAGGAAAGGGAGAAAUUUUUUUAAAAAAA